Molecule: messenger RNA, 3222 nt
Organism: Xyrauchen texanus (razorback sucker)
Lineage: Eukaryota; Metazoa; Chordata; Actinopteri; Cypriniformes; Catostomidae
Product: transcription factor CP2
Exons: 17
Coding region: 376-1908 (510 amino acids)
Biological process (GO): regulation of transcription by RNA polymerase II
Cellular component (GO): nucleus
Molecular function (GO): RNA polymerase II cis-regulatory region sequence-specific DNA binding; DNA-binding transcription activator activity, RNA polymerase II-specific
Source: RefSeq, a predicted model, not a curated record
CUACUGCGGAUAUUACGGCAAUUUCCACAGAGUAGAAGAGAUAAACAAACAUGUAAUAUUAUACAUAAAGUGUUUACUCACCCACUCUUCAACACAUCUUCAUUUUAGUAAUAUUUCUCAGAAUUGUCGCUGCGUUGUUACUUUUCACCCGCGACCGGAUACAGAAUUUAAACGUUUUCUUUUUAACAAAACGAAGUUGUCUUGUCAAAAGAAGAACGACGCUUGGAAAAAUGUCGUGAAACGAUGAGCUUUACCACACUCAUUAUCUGCUGGCUGUCAGAGACAGGUAUUUGUGAUCAUCCCUAAACCCAAAGGGAGACUAUCAGGGCUGUAAAUUAGUUUUUCCUAAGUUCAUUUGAAUUAAGGUGGAAAGUCAUGGCUUGGGCUUUGAAACUACCUCUGGCCGAUGAGGUGAUCGAGUCUGGUCUGGUCCAGGACUUUGAUGCCAGUCUGUCAGGAAUCGGGCAAGAGCUUGGAGCUGGUGCUUACAGCAUGAGUGAUGUGCUAGCUCUUCCCAUCUUCAAGCAGGAGGAAUCAAACUUACCUCCUGAAAGUGAAAAUAAGAUCCUUCCCUUCCAGUAUGUACUGUGUGCAGCCACCUCUCCUGCUGUCAAACUACAUGAUGAGACACUCACCUACCUCAAUCAAGGACAGUCUUAUGAGAUUCGAAUGCUGGACAAUCGGAAAAUGGGAGAGCUUCCUGAGAUCAAUGACAAAAUGGUUAAGAGCAUCAUCCGUGUUGUGUUUCACGACCGUCGUCUUCAGUACACUGAACACCAACAGCUGGAGGGCUGGCGCUGGAAUAGACCAGGAGACAGAAUCCUUGAUUUAGAUAUCCCGAUGUCAGUGGGGGUAAUUGAUCCCAGAGCAAACCCUACACAGCUCAACACAGUGGAGUUCCUCUGGGACCCCUCAAAGAGGACCUCUGUGUUUAUUCAGGUUCACUGUAUCAGCACAGAGUUCACUAUGCGCAAGCAUGGAGGAGAGAAGGGAGUGCCAUUCCGUGUUCAGAUUGACACUUUCAAGGAGAACGAGGCCGGAGAAUACACUGAACACCUGCACUCCGCCAGCUGCCAAAUCAAAGUUUUUAAGCCUAAGGGUGCAGACAGAAAACAGAAGACAGACAGAGAAAAAAUGGAGAAACGAGCGCCACAAGAAAAGGAGAAAUACCAGCCUUCAUAUGAAACCACCAUUCUCACCGAGUGCUCUCCAUGGCCUGAGGUUACAUACGUCAACAACUCCCCUUCACCGGGUUUCAACAGCACCCCCAACAGCUUUCCUGUGAUCGAAGGAAAUGAUUCGCCCAAUCACCAGCCUGAGCCGGUUGCACUGUUAGCAGAUUUGUCGUGCCAUCUACUUAGAAGAGAGAGUGAAAGCAAUCAGAAUCUGUUGCCCACGGCAACGCCACAGGAAGCACUGCAGUGGCUCCAUAGAAACCGUUUUUCGCCAUUCUGCCGUCUCUUCACAAACUUCUCUGGGGCCGACCUGCUCAAACUAACCCGGGAGGAUGUCAUUCAGAUCUGUGGCCCUGCUGAUGGUAUUCGGCUAUUUAAUGCACUGAAAGGACGGGUUGUCCAUCCAAGGCUUACCAUUUAUGUGUGCCAGGAGUCCCAGCAGGCUCGUGAACAGCAGCAGAAACAUGAGAAUGGAGACGGAACCAGCAACACCUUCUUCGUGUAUCAUGCCAUCUAUCUGGAGGAGUUAACAGCUGUGGAACUGACGGAAAAGUUAGCUCAGCUCUUCAGCAUCUCUCCUCGCCAGAUCAGUCAGAUCUUCAAGCAAGGACCCACUGGUAUCCAUGUGCUAGUCAGUGAUGAGAUGAUUCAGAACUUUCAAGAUGAGAUGUGUUUUGUCCUGGACACAAUGAAAGCUGAAACAAAUGAUGGCUAUCACAUCAUUUUGAAGUGAAAACAAAAGAUGUGUGGGAGUGAGCAGGCCCCAGUGUUUUUCUUAAGAUUCAACCCACAGCCCCUACCCUCCAAACUUCCUGGGCCAUGCCGGCGAUGGAUUUGCUCGGAAUAGUAAUGGAGACAAUCAUGGGAAAGAAAAGAGGCAUCUGAACCCAGUUUGAAACCUUUACUGUAUUGUUGUCCAUGGAGUGUGCUGCCUCCCCAAAACUGCCCCCUUUACGGUUUACAAUUGUAUUAAAUCACAGAUUUUAAAGGCAGUAUAAAUGAUUAUGUCUCAUGUUGACAAUGUGCUAAGGCCUUACCGCCUGAAAAACAGAGAUUUGGCUGGUAUUAAAGACAGUAUUAUUUAGUGUUGUCUACUGCCUGGAUGUCAUCCCCCUGAGUUUGUGUCACAUGUAAAGUGCUGUGUCCACAUGUCUCAAUGAACACACCCCAUAUAGAUCAACAACACUGGAAGAUCAUGAACUUUUCUAUAAAUGAUGACCAUUGUCUUCAAACAGCAAAGGAAAGUUCAUUUCGUGCACAUGAUAUGCAGUGCUGUUUUCAUGUUCUUUCAUCUCUUUUAUAAAGGCCUGGUUUAACAUGUGAUCUCAAACCUCAUUAAGUCAAAAGUCAAUGCGUUGUUGUUAGUGAGCAAAUGAAUGAAUUCGACACUUGAUAUUUUUGUUUUGUUAAUUGGCUGUUUUCACAGCUAGCAGCUUGACUAAAGCAUUGCUGCAUGAGUCUUUAAUUUUUUCCUGAGUUAGAUGUUGAUUUUCUUAAGGAUUAUUUAAUUGGAAAUACCAGCUCAAAUUGACUGACUCAUCAUGACUGUUGAGACAUGAUGUGAGCUUCUGUAGCCUUUAUUCCUGAUGAUUCUCCAGGUGCUGCCACAAACGCACAUUAUUUUACAAACAGGAGAUGACGCUGGUAGCCGUGGGCAUUAUCUAUGUGUGUUUUAGUUUUUUUUGUUGUUAAACAUUGUGCUUAAUAUUCGCCCCCACUUUUUUAUUGUUGCAUAUACUAGAAUCAUUUUUUUUUUUACAAAUGUCAGACUUACCAAAAACAUUAUUUUAUGGUAUACAAGAGAUAAAUCAUGUUUUACUUUUUUGUUUCCUGUUGGAAAUGACCACUGAUGUAGUAAUCAUCCAGAUGUGGUAAAGGGGAAAUAACAUGGCACUGCUUGAGAAAAGGUAGCUGUGGUUAUUGCUAGAUGCAAACCAGACCAAGAUGGUGAAGAUGUUAGGUAUCAUCUGUUGUGACCCUUUACCUUGGCAUUGCAAUAAUUAAAAUUACUUACCAUGGAAGAAGCUGAUUUGUUUUGUAUGCUAGA